Carlito syrichta (Philippine tarsier) is the source of this 4947-nucleotide messenger RNA. RefSeq names its product ubiquitin conjugating enzyme E2 D3 (gene UBE2D3). NCBI's taxonomy places the organism in Eukaryota, Metazoa, Chordata, Mammalia, Primates, Tarsiidae. The coding region runs from base 1468 to 1914 and encodes 148 amino acids. The transcript is spliced from 8 exons. Gene Ontology annotation, cellular component: nucleus. Gene Ontology annotation, molecular function: ubiquitin conjugating enzyme activity. The record is from RefSeq and is a predicted model, not a curated record. Gene Ontology annotation, biological process: ubiquitin-dependent protein catabolic process; protein K11-linked ubiquitination.
GAGUCGCCUCCUCAAUACCAAGUGAGGAAACCAGGGGACGCAGUUGGGAGGGGCGUGGGGCUCGACCGCGUAGCUGCCGCUUCUGUUACCUUCCUCUCAUGGUCUCCUUCCGGUUCUCGAUGCUUCUCUGAGUCUAAGAGUUUCCGCCACUCGUCUACCCUUCCCCCACAGCCCAUGACCCGCCUCCGUCCCCCGCCCUCCUGGUCCAACCUCCAGUUUCUUUAGUAAGAAGGCGCUGUUCCGAAAAGGAGAAGGAAGAGGGGUUGGCAGACUGAGAGUCGCUCAGCCCUGGACGUGGGAAGCCAACCGCCUGCCUUCACCCUCAGAUUCGUCCUGUGCUCGCGACGGCGGCGUUGGCGGACUGAUACGCGGCGGUGAAGAGGCAGGAGGGGGGGGAGGGGCGGAGCGUGGCAGCUGGCAGUAGUUCCGUCAGAGCGGACAUCUUGUGGCUGUGUCGUGCGCGUGAGCCCCGUAGGGCCGGGGAGGCACCAGCUGCCGCGCGGGGAGGAGGCCGAGGCCGCAGCUUGAGGGAGGCCCCGGCCCCUCUGUACGCGUGGGUGUGGACGGCUAGGGGAAGGGAAGGAAGGCCGGCCCAGUGGCUGGCCGGGUAAGAGGGGAGAUACGGGCCCCGGGUGGCUUGAGCUUCCAGCCUUUGGCUGGGUGGGGUAGGGUGGGAAGGCUGGAGGAGCCGCGGCCCCUUCUGCUGAGGAGGAGGGGGAAUGGGCGCGUCCUCGUGCGGGAGCCGGAGCCUCGGGGGCAGCACGGGCGCGUGGUGGUGGCUGGGCGGGCGCGCGCCCGAGAGCGCGCUGGAAGGCGGAGUGUACGGUGGCGUCAGGGGCGACAUAGAAUAGCUCCGGUUGCGGGGACGGCCUCACACUGCAAGCCCGUCUUCCUUUAUUUCCUUCGCUUCCUCGGCCGCACCUUUGAGCUGAAACCGAAAGAAGCCCGGUAUCGGGCUCGAGCCUCCCGCCGCCCCCUCCCCCUUGCCUUUCUUUGCCCUAGUGACGCCGGCAUAGCGCCGACUAGGCCCCGGCUCCUCCUCUGCUGGGCUCCGGACCCUGCCCCGCACCCACCCCUUUCUCCGACGCCUCUUCCUCUCCCACUCGGGUCUCUUCCUUUCGCGAGGCCGGGGAGUUAAAGUUGUAGCCGCCCCUCGGCUCUUCCCCUCGCCCUCGCCUUCGCCUUCACUCUGGGCCGAGAGCGGGGCCUAGAGGCGGCGGCGAGUGGCUGUGCCGCGCCACCCCACCCACUCCGGACCGCGACCGUGUUUAGGGACCUGGACUCGUCAGGGUCUCUCCGGGGCUGGCGCGAGUGCUGAUCUAGUCCGUUUUUGCGAAAGGCGCCUAUAUCUGGCAGAGCCGCUGUGAGACGAGACAAUCCUUCCCCGCCACCCGGAUAAUCAGGAGUUUGGGCCGGACCUUUGAGCACACACCGAGAUAGUGAGGAGCCAGACGAAAAGCACAGACUAUGGCGCUGAAACGGAUUAAUAAGGAACUUAGUGAUUUGGCCCGUGACCCUCCAGCACAGUGUUCUGCAGGUCCAGUUGGGGAUGAUAUGUUUCACUGGCAAGCCACAAUUAUGGGGCCUAAUGACAGCCCGUAUCAAGGCGGUGUAUUCUUUUUGACAAUUCAUUUUCCUACAGACUACCCCUUCAAACCACCUAAGGUUGCAUUUACAACAAGAAUUUAUCAUCCAAAUAUUAACAGUAACGGCAGCAUUUGUCUCGAUAUUCUAAGAUCACAGUGGUCUCCUGCUUUAACUAUUUCUAAAGUUCUUUUAUCCAUUUGUUCACUGCUAUGUGAUCCAAACCCAGAUGACCCCCUAGUGCCAGAGAUUGCACGGAUCUAUAAAACAGACAGAGAUAAGUACAAUAGGUUAGCAAGAGAGUGGACAGAGAAAUACGCUAUGUUGUAGGGUACAACAGAAUAUCUCGGGAAUGGACUCAGAAGUAUGCCAUGUGAUGCUACCUUAAAGUCAGAAUAACCUGCAUUAUAGCUGGAAUAAACUUUAAAUUACUGUUCCUUUUUUGAUUUUCUUAUCCGGCUGCUCCCCUAUCAGACCUCAUCUUUUUUAAUUUUAUUUUUUGUUUACCUCCCUCCAUUCAUUCACAUGCUCAUCUGAGAAGACUUAAGUUCUUCCAGCUUUGGACAAUAACUGCUUUUAGAAACUGUAAAGUAGUUACAAGAGAACAGUUGCCCAAGACUCAGAAUUUUUUUAAAAAAUGGAGCAUGUGUAUUAUGUGGCCAAUGUCUUCACUCUAACUUGGUUAUGAGACUAAAACCAUUCCUCACAGCUCUAACAUGCUGAAGAAAUCAUCCGAGGGGGAGGGAGAUGGAUGCUCUUGUCACAUCAAAGGAAACAGCAUUAUUCUAGCAGCAUCCAUUCUUGUUUAAGCCUUCCACUGUUAGAGAUUUGAGGUUACGUGAUAUACUUCAUGCUCAUAACUGAUGUGGCUGGAGAAUUGGUAUUGAAUUUAUAGCAUCAGCAGAACAGAAAAUGUGAUGUAUUUUAUGCAUGUCAAUAAAGGAAUGACCUGUUCUUGUUCUACAGAGAAUGGAAAUUGGAAGUCAAACACCCUUUGUAUUCCAAAAUAGGGUCUCAAACAUUUUGUAAUUUUCAUUUAAAUUGUUAGGAGGCUUGGAGCUAUUAGUUAAUCUAUCUUCCAAUACACUGUUUAAUAUAGCACUGAAUAAAUGAUGCAAGUUGUCAAUGGAUGAGUGAUCAACUAAUAGCUCUGCUAGUAAUUGAUUUAUUUUUCUUCAAUAAAGUUGCAUAAACCAAUGAGUUAGCUGCCUGGAUUAAUCAGUAUGGGAAACAAUCUUUUGUAAAUGCAAAACUGUUUUUUGUAUAUACUGUUGGGAUUUGCUUCAUUGUUUGACAUCAAAUGAUGAUGUAAAGUUCAAAAGAGUGAAAUAUUUUGCCAUGUUCAGUUAAAGUGCACAGUCUGUUACAGGUUGACACAUUGCUUGACCUGAUUUAUGCAGAAUUAAUAAGCUAUUCAGAUAGUGUAGCUUUAAUGUGCUGCACGUGAUACUGGCAGCCCUUGAGUUCAUAGAUGGACUUUUGGGACCCAGCAGUUUGGAACAUGUAUAUGGAGUGUAAGAAAUUUAUUUUCCAGGUGCAGCCCCUGUCUAACUAAAAUUUCUUUUCACGUGUACACUUGACAGCUGAAAAAAACAUAUGGGAGUAAUAAUGGGUCAAAAUUUACAAAAUAAAGUACUGUUUUGGUGUGGGAGUUGUCAUGAGGCUGUGUUGAAGUGACUUACCUAUGUGGGAUAUUGAGUAUCCAUUGAGAUGGAUUUGUUCAGCCAUUUACAUUAAUGAGCAAUUAAAUGCAACAGAUAUCAUUUCAGGUGACUUAACAUGAAUGAAUAAAAGUCAAUGCUAUUGGAUUAUUUUUUGUUUGACAAGUGCUAUCUGUGCCACUAAUUUAUCUUCUAUAUAUAGUAACAAGGGCAUUACCAUUCUUCACCUUUCUAAUUCUGAUCCUGUAGUUUUGAUUUUCCUAUUUUGAUUCGCCCAUUGCUUUAUUUCUUAAAGUUCUAGCACAUCUGUGACUUCACUUCUACAUUUUUGCACUGCUUACACUUAGGUGCAAUCUUAUCCUUGUCUGCACACAGAUGUGGAAAGCUAGAAAUAAACGCUAAAGUUUAAUUUUUAUAAACUUUUUAAUUUGUAGUUUGGACAUGAUUUGUUGACUUAAGGUUCUUCUCUAAACAAAGUGAAAUGCAUGCCUUCUGAAGAUGUUCUGACUUUGUUGAUUUUGUAAUAAGCAUUUCAUUGGGAAAUAUCUGACUAUACAGUUUUUCCAAUAGUGAUCUUUUUCAUUUUGUUUUUUUGCUUAAAUAAUGACUCCAGGGUAGAUGACAUGCUCUUUAAACAUUUUAUAAUUUAAAUUAUGAAUGAGAAAUAACUGCUCCACAAGGUAAGAAAUACUGUUCUUUGGCUCUAUUUUCAAAAUAAUUACUUGAGACUCAUGUGCUCUCAAUAACAGCUUUAGUAGGCAUAUCACUUCUUGAAAGCCAAACAUGAAUAGAACACAUUUAUGAAACCACGGUGGAUCCCUAAUUGGCUUUCACAUAGACGUUUUUAGCCUUAGACAACCCUUAGGUAUUUGCAAGAUGACUUCCUAAAACCAUUGUCAUAGUAAUUAGUGAAUGUUUCCAGUUCUCUUUAUCUUUGACUUGAUGCUUUUAUACAUUUCAUUUGUCACUUCUAAGGGAAUAAGCCAUAGAGGCUUCUCCAGGUUUAAGAGAACAGUAUUUUAAAAUACCUGGAAAACCAACAUUUUUGAAUGUAUGGGCACUGGACGUGAGAUCAUCUACAAUGAGACCUUCAAAAGAAUCCAAGAGAUUUCCUUUUCCCCACCCCAUCUAGUAAUUUGAUAUUAGUGCCAUGUGUAGGACUAAAGUCCCACAGUGAAGUGAAGAUUCACAAAUUGAUUUUGGCUAUUCCUACAUCUCAAUGCAUAAACCUAUAAUUGAGGUCCAGUUGACCUGUCAGAGAUAAAUUUACAUUUUAAGUGACAGUCUUUUUCUUGGGCAAGUUUGCAAUGUGAUAAACUUUUUUUUAAAAAACUGAUUAGUUUGCUUUUUUGUGUGGGUGUACUCACAUUUUAAAGUAUGAACCACAGUUAACUAGUGGUCUCAGGGGUAGUGAAACACUCACUUUUUUUUAAUGGCUUAGUUGAAUACUUAGGGUACUGCUCAUGCUGUGUUAGUGAUGGGGGGGUGGGUAACUCAAACUAGCCAUGUUUUGUGUUGGCAUAACAAAACUGUUAAAUGAUUGUUGAUUACACUUUUAAGUGAAUUUGUCUUCUAUUUUAUGAGGAACCCAGUGCAAGUCACUAAAUAUUGUUUAAUAGUGACAUCUGCAUAAGACUUGUAAUAGCUAAAAGUUAAUGGAGCUUAAAGGAAUUGUUAUCAUUAAAGUCUGUGUUUAAAGACA